AUGCUCGCCCGCGUGGCCACCGAGCCCGGAGCGCUGCGGGGGUGGCCCCGCGCCGCCGCCGCGCCGCGCCGCGGGCUCUGCGGGGCCGCCGCCGCCGCCGCGCCCCCGGCCGUGCCCGCGGCUCCCCGGCCCUUCGGGCAGGUGCCGGGCGAGCGGCGGCCGGGCUGGCUCAACCUGCUCCGCCUGUGGCGGGAGGGCGGCCUCAGCAACCUGCACCUCAUCAUGGCCCGCCAGUUCCGCCGCUUCGGGCCCAUCUACAGGGAGAAGUUGGGCGUUUACGACAGCGUGAACAUCAUCAGCCCCGGGGACGCGGCCGCGCUGUUCAGGGCCGAGGGGGCCCUGCCCGAGCGCUUCAGCGUCCCCCCGUGGGUGGCGUACCGAGACCUCCGCAACAAACCCUAUGGGGUGCUGCUCAAGUCGGGGGAGGCGUGGCGCUCGGAGCGGCUGCUGCUCAACAAGGAGGCGCUGGCCCCGGAGCUGGUGCCCGGCUUCGUGCCCCUGCUCAGCGCCGUGGGCCAGGACUUCGUGCGGCGGGCGCGGGCACAGGCGCGGCACAGCGGGGCCUGGACAGGCGACUUCAGCCACGAGCUGUUCCGCUUCGCCCUCGAGUCCGUGUGCCACGUGCUGUACGGGACGCGCCUGGGGCUGCUGCAGGACUUUGUGCAGCCCGAGGCGCAGCGCUUCAUCGAGGCCGUGUCGCGCAUGUUCCACACCACGGCGCCGCUGCUGCACCUGCCGCCCGCGCUGCUGCGCCGCAGCCACGGCCGCACCUGGCGGGAGCACGUGCAGGCCUGGGACGUCAUCUUCGGGCAGGCGGACCGGUGCAUCCAGAGCACGUGCCGGGAGCUGCGGCGCGGGGGCGCGCGGGGGCCCCGGGGCAUCCUCGGGAACCUCGUGGAGAGACAGCGGCUGCCCCUGGAGCACAUCCGGGCCAGCGUCACCGAGAUGAUGGCGGGCGGCGUCGACACGACCUCCAUGACCCUGCAGUGGGCCCUGCUGGAGCUGGCGCGGGCCCCGCGCGUGCAGGAGCAGCUGCGGGCCGAGGUCCUGGCAGCCAAGAGGGAGGCGGGCGGCGACAGGGAGAGGAUGCUGAGAGGGACGCGGCUGCUGCGGGCCGCCAUCAAGGAGACGCUGAGGCUGCACCCGGUGGCCGUGACCCUGCAGAGGUACACCGCGCACGAGGUGAUCCUGCAGGGCUACCGCAUCCCGCCGGGGACGCUGGUGCAGGUGGCGCUGUUCGCCAUGGGCCGCGACCCCGCCGUGUUCGCCGAGCCCGAGCGGUUCCGGCCGCAGCGCUGGCUCUGCGCGGGCCCGCGGCCCUUCCUGGGGCUCGGCUUCGGCUUCGGGCCGCGCCAGUGCCUGGGCCGCCGCAUCGCCGAGCUGGAGAUGCAGCUCUUCCUCAUGCACGUCCUGGAGAACUUCAAGGUGGAGACGGAGCGGGGAGCGGAGAUCGGCACCAAGUUCGACCUGAUCCUGGUCCCGGACCGGCCCAUCCAGCUGACCCUGCGGCCGCUCGAGGGCGCCGAGUGACCCCGGGACCUCCCCGCGGCUCCGGGGACAGCGGGGACAGCGGGGACAGCGGGGAUGCUCCCGGGGACGCUCCUCGGGGCUGGUCCCUGCCCCGGCUCGAGGCUGCGGAGAGCGGGAGGGGGGCGGGGGGUCCCUGCCGCUCCCGGGGGGUCCCCGGGGUCCCCCCGCGCUGCCCCGACCCCCGAACGCUCCGCUCGGGCCCCGCUGUGCCGCUGCUCACGGAAAAGCUCCUCUG
Prinia subflava (tawny-flanked prinia) is the source of this 1765-nucleotide messenger RNA. Its product is annotated as cholesterol side-chain cleavage enzyme, mitochondrial-like. The record is from RefSeq and is a predicted model, not a curated record. Bases 1 to 1530 code for a protein of 509 amino acids. Gene Ontology annotation, cellular component: mitochondrial inner membrane. Lineage: Eukaryota; Metazoa; Chordata; Aves; Passeriformes; Cisticolidae. The transcript is spliced from 9 exons. Gene Ontology annotation, biological process: cellular response to peptide hormone stimulus; cortisol metabolic process; C21-steroid hormone biosynthetic process. Gene Ontology annotation, molecular function: heme binding; cholesterol monooxygenase (side-chain-cleaving) activity; iron ion binding.